Messenger RNA from Lathyrus sativus (Indian pea), 1635 nucleotides. Lineage: Eukaryota; Viridiplantae; Streptophyta; Magnoliopsida; Fabales; Fabaceae. The record is from the annotation of a GenBank genome assembly.
AUGUCGAGUCACGGUGGUUCUUCGCGAAAGAGCGGUUCGUUCACGACUAGCCCUAGGCGGUCUAAGAAGAAAGGAACUGAAUUUUUACCUCCGGACACCACUUUUCGUAAACCGUUUCCGUCUAUGCGCACCACCACCGCGGGUGAGCGAACUGUGAAAUCAUUGCGACUUUCAAAGGCAUUGACAGUGCCUGAAUCAACAACUAUCUAUGAAGCUUGUCGUCGGAUGGCUGCUCGCAGAGUAGAUGCUCUAUUAUUAACUGAUUCUAAUGCUUUGCUCUGUGGAAUCCUCACAGACAAGGAUAUAACAACAAGAGUAAUUUCCUGUGAGGUUAAUCUUGAAGACACACCUUGUUCCAAGGUUAUGACAAGGAAUCCAGUAUUUGUCCUUACCGACACUCUUGCUGUGGAAGCACUCCAAAAGAUGGUGCAAGGGAGAUUCAGACAUUUACCUGUGGUGGAGAAUGGAGAAGUGGUUGCUAUCCUCGACAUAGCAAAGUGUUUAUAUGAUGCCAUUGCCCGUAUGGAAAGGGCAGCGGAGAAAGGAAAGGCAAUUGCAGUGGCUGUUGAAGGUAUCGAAAAACACUGUGGAGCUUCUGCCUCUGGCUCCAAUUCAUCAUUCUUUGAGACUCUUCGGGAGCAGAUAUUUAAACCAUCAUUGUCUACAAUCAUUCCUGAGAAUUCAAAUGUUGUUACAGUCUCAUCAACUGACUCAGUUUUGACAACAACGAAAAAGAUGCUUGAACUUCGUGCAAGUGCUGCUGUUGUGGUAGUUGAUAACAAACCUUGUGGUAUUCUUACUUCAAAGGAUAUCUUGAUGCGGGUAAUAGCACAAAAUCUCUCCCCAUCGUCAACUCUUGUUGAGACGGUCAUGACUGCAAAUCCAGAAUGUGCAGUAAUCGACACACCAAUUGUUGAUGCACUUCACUUAAUGCAUAAUGGAAAAUUCUUGCAUCUUCCUGUGGUUGAUAGAGAUGGCAUUGUUGUUGCGACGCUUGAUGUGAUUCAUAUCACUCAUGCUGCUGUGGCUACAGUUAGUCAGGCUGGGAAUACUGCAAACUUCAACAAUGAAGCUGCCAACAGCAUGAUACAAAAGUUUUGGGAUUCGGCCAUGACUUUUACUCCAAAUGACGACGAAGAAGAUUCAAAUAGCGACACUUCCUUUAAAAUGGUUUCUGAGGGAGGAGAAACAGGGAGGUCCAUUCCUUAUAAUGUGUCAAGCACGCAAACCACAUUUUCCUUCAAACUACAAGAUAAGAAGGGUAGAUUGCAUAGAUUCACAUGUGAUACUCGGAGCUUGACAGAGGUUAUAACUUCCAUCAUUCAGAGAGUUGGCGAUGAUAUUGACACCAAUAACCUGCCUCAAAUUUUGUAUGAAGAUGAAGAACACGAUCUAGUUGUAUUGGCUUCAGAUAGUGAUCUUGCAGCAGCCGUGGACCAUGCAAAGACGGCUGGUUUGAAGGGAUUGAGAUUGCACUUAGACUACUCAGGAGCAUCUGGUUAUGGAGCAGAAUCAAGUUUAAAUUUGGAAUAUGCUAAUUCAGAAGCAUGGAACUCGGCCUUUCACACUGUUGCAGCUGGAGCUGCAGUUAUCGCUGCCUUAGGCCUAUUAGUGUUCUUCAGUAAAAAGCAAUGA